Molecule: messenger RNA, 983 nt
Organism: Hemiscyllium ocellatum (epaulette shark)
Lineage: Eukaryota; Metazoa; Chordata; Chondrichthyes; Orectolobiformes; Hemiscylliidae
Gene: ankrd39
Product: ankyrin repeat domain 39
Exons: 5
Coding region: 124-690 (188 amino acids)
Molecular function (GO): protein binding
Source: RefSeq, a predicted model, not a curated record
GGCUGGCCGGCUGCCCCUUGUAUCUUUUCGCCGUGUCAGUGACAGUAGCCCUGGUCUGUCAUUGCUCUCCCGGAGAGGAGUUGGGUCGAGACAGAGCCGCCAACAGCAACACCGCCAGGACUCAUGACAUCUGAUGACCAUGGUUUGGAUUGUGGAUGCUGUUCUCAUGGCUCCUCAGUGCCAAGUAGUGUACACCAAACACUAGAGGAGAUGGAUUUUGACAGAGGUAUCUGGUCAGCAGCCAGUAGUGGCGACUUCAACAGAGUCCAGAAGUUUCUGGAGAAGGGGACGGACCCCAGUUUGCCUGACCUGUCGGGCUACACUGCUUUGCACUACGCCAGUCGCCGUGGUGAUUACGAGAUCUGCGAGUACUUGCUGAGGAAGGGAGCAGACAGCAACGUUCAGACCAAAGGAGGGGUGACUCCGCUUCACAGAGCAGCCUACUGUGGCCAUCUCUCUGUUCUCCAGUUGUUACUGACCUAUGGAGCGAUCCCUGCACUCACAGACGAUGAUGGUGCGACUCCUUUACACAAGGCUGCAGAAGGGGGUCACCAGGAGGUGUGCAAGGUUUUACUGCAGCAGAAUCCAGCCUUGAGGACGGUGCGGGACAGGCGCUCCAGAACUCCCCAUGACCUAGUCACGGACCAGCCGGAAUUGAAGGAGUGGCUGCGGCCCGGGACAUCGACGUGAUACCUGCUUUCCCGGGCUUGCUGUGCUGGCGGCACUGUCCUGCCAGUGGGGCGUUUUCAACACUGGCCUUGGCUCCUUAAGUCACGACAGCACAUGCCUGCACCGGUCCAGUGACUCGAGUUGUGUCAGCGUACAUGUGCAGUCCUCCACUUGCGGCCAUCUGAUGGAGACCAGGAUUUUCUUGUCUCGUUGUUUACUCAUUGCGGCGGCAAUGCAGACCCAAAUCAGGCACCACUUCACUCCAUACUGCUGAAACACACUGAUCGUUGAAGAUAUUAAAAUGUCCAAACUGA